Molecule: messenger RNA, 6359 nt
Organism: Monodelphis domestica (gray short-tailed opossum)
Lineage: Eukaryota; Metazoa; Chordata; Mammalia; Didelphimorphia; Didelphidae
Gene: GPR22
Product: G protein-coupled receptor 22
Biological process (GO): G protein-coupled receptor signaling pathway; cellular response to hormone stimulus
Cellular component (GO): plasma membrane
Molecular function (GO): peptide binding; G protein-coupled receptor activity
Source: RefSeq, a predicted model, not a curated record
CUGUCAUUCUGCAAACGCUGGCCAGAACAGGCUUUCCUCUGAGAAGCACUGCUGUUCUUCUUUAGAAAAGCUGAAUCUAAAUGUUGCCUCUGGAGACAAGAAGCCUUCAGUAUGUUAAAUUACUUUCAUUAUGUAUUUUCAGAUGCUUAUUGAUUCCACAGUCGGAAGAGUGAGAGACUGCAGCAGCCUCUAAGCAGCUCUACAUGUUCCAUACAUUAGCAGGAGUGCUGAAACAAUGGCAUGGUCCAGGAACAUAUUUUCAUUAAGGUCAUUUUCUGAAGGGAUGUUUAUGACCCUCUUCCCUCAGUACUCUGCUAACAAGUGAAUGAAAUGAGUCAAUCAAAACUGGAAAUGCUUCGACUAUAUCAAGAACAUUGCCAAUCUUUAAGUAGAGGGCAUAAAGCAUCUAAUUCAGUUUCAAUAAGAAGAAUGCAAAUGAUUGAACACAUCUUUCCAGCAGUCUGAACCACAAGCUACAAGAUAUAAUGUGUAUUUCUAAAGACAUAAAAGAGUUAAAGCAAAAACAUGGAAUAAGUCUGUAGGACUGCUUGCAUGCAUAACAAAUCAGUGCUCUAAAGAGAAGACAUUGGAUAAUACUUUCACAAGAAGAAGAAUGCAAUGGUAUAUGCCUGAAAACAAAAUGGUGAGCAUUUUAAAAGGAUUUUCUACUUUAAAUAUCAAAAUUGUGGAAACAACUAAUUCAUGAAGAAACAAUGAAACAUGAAUUUUCAGAAGGAGAAUAUGCAUACUUCAUCAGCAAGCUAAAUGAAGCUAUAUCAGGUUUUCUGCACUACAAAUUAAGUUAUUCAUAUCAAUUGUCACGAUGACUAAUGGAUAUCUUUUCUCUGAAUAUCAUGAUCUGUUAUGUAUCCUUCUUAAUGAAAAUAAGCCAAAUUAAAUAGCAGAUGGUCUUUCUCAAAACCUCAUGAGCUGGAUUUUAUAAUGUAAAAAAAUUUAUGGAAUUGAGACAUUAUUCCAACUAAUGAACAAGAGUAACAUAGAAAUAAAUGUUCAGUUGCAACAAAGGAAUGUUUAAAUACAUAUCUAAAGCAAGAAAUCAGAUGUCUCAAUUUUUAUUUUCACUUAUCCUAGAAAAUAAAAAUACACAGCCACAUAGUCCUCAAAAGGGCAAUAUAAUUAAUGUCACUUAAAGAAGUUCUUGUUUUUAUUGGCAGUGGUUUUUAAAAGCAAAGAAAACACAAAUCCAUCAGUCAAUUAAACCUCAUUUUUAAACACAAAUCUUGCUGCUGAAGUGUUGGAACAAAAAUAAAUGAAAUAGGAAAUAGAACACUGCUACUUCACUGUUGCCAGGUGCAAAUGCAUGUCAAAAAUCUGUCAAUGACAUCAUGUAUCAAUUUUUGAAAAACUGCCAUAGUGAGCUGAAAGACCCCUGAGGCAACAGAAAACAGGAGAAAAAACAACUACUCCAAAAGAAUGUGUCUCUCCCCCAUUCUGGAAAUCAACAUGCAGUCUGAAUCUAACAUUACAGUCCGAGAUGACAUUGAUGACAUCAAUACCAAUAUGUACCCAUCAUCAUCAUAUCCAUUAAGCUUUCAAGUAUCUCUCACUGGAUUUCUCAUGUUAGAAAUUGUAUUGGGACUUGGCAGCAACCUCACAGUAUUGGUACUUUACUGCAUGAAAUCCAACUUAAUCAACUCUGUCAGUAACAUUAUUACAAUGAAUCUUCAUGUACUUGAUGUAAUUAUUUGUGUAGGAUGUAUUCCUCUAACUAUAGUUAUUCUUCUACUUUCAUUGGAGAGUAAUACUGCUCUCAUAUGUUGCUUCCAUGAGGCUUGUGUAUCCUUUGCAAGUGUCUCAACUGCAAUCAACGUUUUUGCAAUCACUUUGGACCGAUAUGAUAUCUCUGUAAAACCUGCAAACCGAAUUCUGACGAUGGGAAGAGCUGUCAUGUUAAUGACGUCCAUAUGGAUUGUCUCAUUUUUCUCUUUCCUAAUUCCCUUUAUUGAGGUCAAUUUUUUCAGUCUUCAAAGUGAAAACAGAUGGAAAAACAAGACACUUCUCUGUGUCAGUAGAAAUGAAUACCACACUGAACUGGGGAUGUAUUAUCAUCUGCUAGUACAGAUUCCAAUCUUCUUUUUCACUGUUAUAGUAAUGCUAAUUACCUACACCAAAAUACUUCAAGCCCUAAAUAUUCGAAUAGGCACAAGAUUUUCAACAGGUCAAAAGAAGAAAGCAAGAAAGAAAAAGACAAUUUCUCUGACCACACAGCAUGAGACUACUGACGUAUCCCAAAGCAGUGGUGGGAGAAAUGUAGUUUUUGGUGUAAGGACUUCUGUUUCUGUCAUAAUUGCUCUCCGGCGAGCUGUGAAGAGACACCGAGAAAGACGGGAGAGGCAAAAGAGAGUCUUCAGAAUGUCUCUGUUGAUUAUUUCAACAUUUCUUCUCUGCUGGACACCAAUUUCUGUUUUAAACACCACCAUUUUAUGUUUGGGCCCAAGUGACCUUCUGGUAAAAUUAAGAUUGUGUUUCCUAGUUAUGGCCUAUGGAACUACCAUAUUUCAUCCUCUCCUAUAUGCAUUUACUAGACAAAAAUUUCAAAAGGUACUGAAAAGUAAAAUGAAAAAACGAGUUGUUUCAAUUGUGGAAGCAGAUCCUAUGCCUAAUAAUGCUGUAAUACAUAAUUCUUGGAUAGAUCCUAAAAGGAAUAAAACAAUUACCUUUGAAGACAGUGAAGUAAGAGAGAAAUGUUUAGUACCACAGGUUGUUACAGACUAAGUAAAAACCAACUUUUCACCAAAUCCCCAUUCCCAAGAGUUUUUUUUAAUUGUAAGAAACAUAACUGCCAAAUAAGGGGGGAGGGGGGAUUUUUAAGUAUUGGUUAUACUGUAAAAUUUCAAUAUAAAUGUUAAAUAGAUUAGGUCUUAUAUAUUCAAUUUCUUCAUUAUUUAAUGUAUAUGUUGCAUGGCAGUUUGUUAAAGUAACAUCAUUGUGUAUAUUUUGUCAUUAUUUUGUCCACUAGAAAAAUAUUCAUGUAAGUCAUAUUUUUUAAAAAAUUAAAAUAAAUGAAUAGCCUUAAAGCAGUACAUACUUUUAAAAUUCAACUAAAACCUGUUUGCUUUACUUUUUAAAUUCAGUUUUCUAAGCCAUUUACUACACUAAACAAGUUAGUGUUUAACUUGAAUAGUUUUUAAUUUAAAACCUCAAGUAUAGGUUCAAAUUAAUUAGAAUUAAUUUAGUUUCUUAAGCCAAUCAUCUUUCAGCUCACAAUAGUCCAUAUUUACUGUACGUAAAAUAGCUAAAAACUAACCUUGUAUGUUUUUCCUUCUGUCCAUAAUCACAUAUAGGAAAAAAUAAUUUAGCAACUCCUUUUCUCAGUUUUCAAGAAUGAAAAACCUGAACAAGCAAAGGAUUAAAAAGAAAAUUGCAAACUCUGGUGUAUUAAUGAAACACCAUAUUAUAUAAUGAGAAAAAUCUAAAGCAAUGAUUUUUAUCUGAUGGAAGAGGCAAAAAGCCUGUAAUAUGUAGUUUUUACUAUAAUAAAAAAAAAUAAAUACCUUUAACUGUUACUAAAAAGUGAGGAGGGGAUUGGGCUACAAAAUUAUUGAAGUAAAUUUGAGAGGGAGGAAUUUAAAUGGAUUUGUUUGUGGAGAACAUAAGAUGCCACCAGCAAAUCCUACUUUUUCUAAUUUUUACAACCAAUUUCAAAGCUGCCUCCAAUAUUAAACGUGUUAUCUGUGACAGGACUACAGCCUCGCCAUACACAAAAUGCAAGUUUUAUUUGUACCCUGGUUAUUAUCAUUAUCAUCACAAAACACCCUUCACCAUUUCUCCUUCUGUAUCUCAUUCAGACCUGAAAUUUUAAAGAUUUUCUGGAUGCUGGAAGACUAGGAAAUUAUUGGCAAAAACAAACAAAUAAAUAAAUAAAUAAAUGUUCUGAGGCUUGCAAAUGAUCCAUGAUCAAGUCAUUCAGAAUAAGAAAUGGUUAUUCCAAUUCAGUAAACUAUGUCAAAUGAUUAUUUUAUUAUCACUAUGAAGUUUUUAUCUCCUGGGGAGAAAAGGUGCUUAAAAAAAAUAAAGCUAUCUUGAAUUAUUUUCCAUUUAUCUAUAUACUAUAAUAACAUAUCAAUGAAUGCUAAAAUUGCUGAUAAAACAAGUUUUAAGAGGCACUUUCUUCUCAUUGAUUCUUGAAAUGUCCUUAAAAUCUAAAGAAACUAAGUUCGGGGAAGUUCCUUAACUAAGAAAUGCUAGGAAUAGGUGUGGGGUGAUAUAGUCUGUCACAAAAGAUAGAUCUUCUAACAACAAAACAAGCUCACUUUUUACUAUGAUUUAUUAUCUUAACAUACAAACAUCAGGCUUAUUUAGCAUAACAAUUUUUUCAUUUUAUUUUUUAUACUUUCUUCUAAAUGACCUGAAUAAAAUACAAAUAGUGAACCAUUUAAAAAUAAUUUUUUCACUUAUGAUAUUCUAAGCAAAAACAUAUUGUCUUUCAAGUUAUCUCUCAUAUGAACAAAAUGGUUGUUAACUUUAGCUUGCUGAAUAUCCUAAUCCUAAAGGGAAAGUAGCAAAAUGCAACCAGAUCAAGGCCCUGGAGUGGGUCACAAGAGAAAUCAGAAAAUUAUUUUAUAUUAUUGCUAAUAUACCGAGGAGUCUUGGCAAAGCCAUAGCUUUUCUGUGCCUUAUUUCCUAAAUCAAUUUGAUAAGGAAGAAAGGGGAAACAAAUAAGAUACUAUAUUUUCACAGUAUAAAUAAGCAAGCAUUAUUCAAAAUAUAAUCCAUAUGGAAAGAGCUCUAAUAAUUACAAGCUGUCAUUGAGGUGAUUUAUUCAAGUAUUAUUACUCCUGUGAUACUGGCAAUAUAAUAAGGUCCCUGUGUCUGAAUUCCUUCCCCCACUGCAGAAAAUAGCCACUUAGUGGCGUGCUCAAGGUCACCAUGCUAAAAGGUGACUAUGGCAGAAUAUGAACCCUUGUCUUCCUGACAUCAUGUCUAGCACUUUAUCCACUAAAUCAUAUUGCCUCUACACUCUCAUUUUACGGAUAAGGAGAUUAAGGCUUAAAGAUAUUCAAUGUCACAAAAACUAAAAAUUAGGAAAGAAAGCCUCCUUUCUAUAUCAUGUUGCUUCUCUAAAUAGUUGGUCUUCAGAAAAAACCAAAAUCUCAAUAGCAAUAUUCUUUAUAGGAAGAGAUCAACGAAUUUUUCAAUUCCUCAUUUUAAAACAUUUUUACUUUGAUACUUAGUAUCUCUUAAUAUUCCCUUUUCAAUAAUAGCUUAUUUUGAGUAAGGCUUAAACUUUGACAAGAUCCUGCUUUGACAGCAAGACCUGUAGUUAACUUUGUUUUCAAAUAGAUAUAAAUUAGUCCAAUUAUUCUUAGAAUUCAAUAGAAAAACACCCACAAUAGAGUGUUAAAAUAUUUUAGUGUUCAGUUCCAAUACUUCACAUAGCCCAGUUUAAAAAUCAUUAUAUGACAGAGUCUAAUUGCUUCUGGUAUCCUUUACAACAUUUUCUGAGGUAGUAAAGUAUAAAAUACAAAUAUUGUAAUUUUGCUACAAAUCAUUACUUGUUGCCUACAUUUAGCAUUUUAUAUAGUCAAAGAAGUGGCCAUUAGAAAGCAUAUUUGCCAGCCUGGGUAGUAGCUCUAGCAGUAAUACUAGAGUUUUUGUCUUUCAUGCAUAUAACCAUUUGAUCACUUAUGAUUUUAGAGAGAAAAAAUAAUGUAUUUACCUGAUAGUCUCUAACUGCCUUUUAAUUUGUUAAAUAGUGUGUAAUGAGUACAUGAAGAUAGUACUUAAACAGAUUUAAAAUGCUGCUUUAAGAAAAAGCACAUAAUUUAUUUACAUUACAGGAUUCAGUUUAUAGGAAGUCAGGAAGCCUGAAUAGCUUUUAUUUCUAAUUAAAUAUUUGUUUUGUGGCAAACCAUAAUUUUCAUUUUUCCUCCUUUAUUAUACUUUUAAUCUAGUUUUUAAAAAAUAUGAUGAGCGAUUUUUAUUUCCAAGAAUGAAUCCAUAAAAGGAAUAACUGUUGAAUUAUUUUGUUUUAUAAAAAUAAAAAUAAUAAUGUAAAGUAACCAAAUUAUUUGGUAUGUGUUACUUAAAGCCUUUUGCAGUUUUCUUUUUAAAAAUCAUAAUCCAGAGAAUUAAAAAAACUAACAUUAGACCCUAGAACACAGAUAUAGAGUUCCUUCAAAAGAGGAAUACCAGGUAUGUCGAUUGAGAUCCUAAAAGGAGUUGCUGUAUGAAAAGUAUGGAGUUUUUGUCCUUUUUUGUUUCUUUUAAGCUAAGGAGAGUAUUGUACCAAAAAAUAUCUGCUGUACAGAUGUUCACUUAUUUUCAAAAGUAAAUUACUCAUAAUUAUCUUUUUAAUGAAAUUUGUGUUAUUCAUAAUACAGUUCUCUAUCUUUUAA